This is a messenger RNA of Perkinsus marinus ATCC 50983, 642 nucleotides long. RefSeq lists its product as hypothetical. The annotation marks the transcript as partial. The record is from RefSeq and is a predicted model, not a curated record. Lineage: Eukaryota; Perkinsozoa; Perkinsida; Perkinsidae. The transcript has a single exon.
AUGGCUAAACGUCUGCGUAGUGAGGCAGCCCUCCGUCGCCGUAAGGCUAAAGAACGCACUAGGCGGGCAUUGCUGCGGGCCAAGACCCCCAAAGCGUUCAAGCCGUCGGGGCGUGCAUCGGUGCUGUCUAUCACUUCACCUCUCGGUAAAGAGACUCCUUUUGGCCCCCAUAAGAGCGUUGAUCAUCUGGCUGAUCGACGUGCUAUCGAUCUCUACAAGACGGCUUUUGCUUUGGCAGAGUCCGAGCAGGUUGAAUUAUUGGAGAAGAUUUCGGAUGGAACAGCGAAAUCCUCUAAAUGCGACUGGGGUAAUUUGAAAGGAUCUGCUGCUCACCAGCUCGAGCCCCCUCAUCAGCUGGUGGAGAUCAGAAAUAUGUUCGAUAGAGCGACAAAUGAGAUACUCAGUACCAGAGCUGGUGACAGUCUUCUGAAAUGGAUGCAGCUCGACCGUGAGGAGCAGGGCAAGCAGCAGCAUGUAUGGGAUGAACUGGGCCCAACGUUAGCCACCGCUGCUACCUCUUUAAGAGAAAAUCUAUGUGACCUACUACACGUGUCAGAGUCGUCAAUUCAAGACUGUGAUUUCCAAGCCGGGCUUCUGAAAGCGAUGCUCUUGGCAACUGCGGAUAUCGACGAGUCCGAAGAC